This is a messenger RNA of Sarcophilus harrisii (Tasmanian devil), 4500 nucleotides long. RefSeq names its product solute carrier family 6 member 1 (gene SLC6A1). Gene Ontology annotation, cellular component: plasma membrane; cell surface; axon. Bases 278 to 2080 code for a protein of 600 amino acids. The record is from RefSeq and is a predicted model, not a curated record. Lineage: Eukaryota; Metazoa; Chordata; Mammalia; Dasyuromorphia; Dasyuridae. Gene Ontology annotation, biological process: neurotransmitter transport; sodium ion transmembrane transport. The transcript has 15 exons. Gene Ontology annotation, molecular function: gamma-aminobutyric acid:sodium:chloride symporter activity.
UCACAGCUUGUUUCUUCUCUCUCCACAGCAAGAUUGAUAAUACAUGUGGAUGGAACCUCACCCAGGCAGACUGACCACACAGAUAUUCCAGGAGCUGAGGCCCACUUCCAGGAUCUUCACACUCUGACCAUCCCCAUCAUUCCCUCUCUCCCAUUGAUCCCAGCAAACUUUUGACUCCCUAGUUGGGUGACAGAGGACUGCAAAGCUGCUGUCCACGUGGACUGGGGCUGAUAUCUCCCGUCCAUCUGCCAGGACCUCCCCAUCCAAACCCAGAGACAUGGCAACCAAUGGGACCAAGAUUGCAGAUGGGCAGAUUUCCACUGAGGUCAGUGAAGCCUCCAUCACCAAUGACAAGCCCAAGACGUUGGUGGUGAAAGUACAGAAGAAGAAGUCAACAGAUCUUCCUGACCGGGACACCUGGAAAGGCCGAUUUGACUUCCUCAUGUCCUGUGUGGGCUACGCUAUAGGACUGGGGAAUGUUUGGCGCUUUCCCUAUCUUUGUGGAAAGAACGGUGGUGGGGCAUUUCUGAUCCCUUACUUCCUCACUUUGAUCUUUGCUGGAGUCCCUCUCUUCCUUCUGGAGUGUUCCCUGGGCCAGUACACAUCCAUUGGAGGCCUCGGGGUUUGGAAGCUUGCUCCAAUGUUCAAGGGUGUAGGGCUGGCUGCUGCCGUGUUAUCCUUUUGGCUCAAUAUUUACUACAUUGUUAUCAUCUCUUGGGCCAUCUACUACCUGUACAACUCAUUCACCACAACGCUUCCCUGGAGACACUGUGAAAAUUCCUGGAACACAGACCGUUGCUUCUCCAACUACAGCAUCGCAAACACCACCAAUAUGACCAGCGCUGUGGUGGAAUUCUGGGAGCGCAACAUGCAUCAGAUGACAGAUGGGCUGGAGAAGCCAGGACAGAUCCGAUGGCCACUGGCUAUCACCCUGGCCAUCGCCUGGAUCUUAGUGUAUUUCUGUAUCUGGAAAGGUGUUGGCUGGACUGGAAAGGUAGUCUACUUCUCUGCCACGUAUCCGUACAUCAUGCUCAUCAUUCUGUUCUUCCGUGGGGUGACACUGCCUGGAGCCAGAGAGGGAAUCCUUUUCUACAUCACUCCCAACUUUGGCAAACUGUCUGACUCAGAGGUGUGGCUGGAUGCAGCAACUCAGAUCUUCUUCUCCUAUGGUCUGGGGCUUGGAUCACUUAUUGCUUUGGGAAGUUACAAUCCAUUCCACAACAAUGUCUAUAGAGACUCCAUUAUUGUUUGCUGUAUCAAUUCCUGCACCAGCAUGUUUGCUGGCUUUGUCAUCUUCUCCAUUGUGGGCUUUAUGGCAAAUGUUACCAAGAGACCAAUUGCUGAUGUUGCAGCUUCAGGUCCGGGACUGGCAUUCUUGGCGUACCCAGAAGCAGUUACCCAGCUGCCCAUCUCCCCACUGUGGGCCAUCCUCUUCUUCUCCAUGCUACUCAUGCUGGGCAUUGACAGUCAGUUCUGUACUGUGGAAGGAUUCAUUACUGCUCUGGUCGAUGAGUUCCCAAGAUUACUCCGUAGCCGAAGGGAGCUCUUCAUUGCCAUUGUGUGCAUUGUCUCCUAUCUGAUUGGCCUUUCCAAUAUCACUCAGGGUGGGAUUUAUGUGUUUAAGCUUUUUGAUUACUACUCAGCCAGCGGGAUGAGCCUCCUCUUCCUGGUAUUCUUUGAAUGUGUUUCUAUCUCCUGGUGCUAUGGGGUCAAUCGGUUUUAUGAUAACAUCCAGGAGAUGGUUGGCUCCCGGCCCUGCAUCUGGUGGAAACUCUGCUGGUCCUUCUUUACUCCAAUCAUUGUGGCGGGUGUCUUCAUUUUCAGCGCAGUACAGAUGACUCCACUCACCAUGGGCAACUACGUGUUCCCCAAAUGGGGGCAGGGAGUAGGCUGGUUCAUGGCUUUGUCUUCCAUGGUCCUAAUCCCUGGCUAUAUGGCUUACAUGUUUCUGACCUUAAAGGGCUCCCUAAAGCAGCGCCUGCAGGUCAUGAUCCAGCCCAGUGAAGAUAUAGUUCGUCCAGAAAAUGGGCCAGAGCAGCCCCAGACAAGCAAUUCAGCCAACAAAGAAGCUUACAUCUAGCAGGUUGCCCGUGGCACCAAGACCAAGAGGACGCUGGAGAAAACUAUCACUCAAUCCAACCUGGUUGAACAUGACCACAAAUUGAUGUCUGAAGAUACUAUCGAUCAACCUACCUCUAGUGGCAAAAUAAAAGACCAUCACUACUCAAAGGGAAGUGACAUGGGGACUGUCAGACCAUUUGGUGGGCUCCAGUGGGUGGAAACGAUUAGCGGCUUUCCAGCAAUCCACAGACUGUUAGUGUUUUUAAUCCUUUCUCAAUAAGAAUUGAAUUAUUGUGGAAUUUGUAAUUAACAAAUAGGGCAUUUUUAUCCCACCUUGUGGCACAACCAAUGCUUUGAGGUUCUGUGCCAUGGAUUUUUUCAUCCUUUUCAUGACCUAUUUCUUACCCAGGACUGUUAUCUCUGAAUUUGCAGGAGUGCAAUUCCAUUUGAAAGCUGUUUUGUACGUGUGAAUACAGUAUUUUGUAUGCUGAAGAUUUCCAGAGAAAGCUUGCCCUUAAGGUGUCCGUAACCAGCUCUGCUCUUUGGUUAUUUCUUGCGUUCUUUUCUCUUUGGAGGUAGCUUAAGCAGAGUGACGUUAACCACCCACCCCAAAUCAGAUCAGGAAGGUCCAUUUCUUAGAGCACAGGCUUAAUCCUUCCCCAGAGCUGUUUGCUGCAAAACUUUCCAUCCCCAAAAGGAAACUGCCAAUCAGGCUUUUCUAACCAUCAGCCUAUUUUCUCUCUUACUUGCCCAUGUGGGUAUAGGAAGCACAAAAAGAAUUUUUCCCAACCAUUCCAGGGGCAAAAUGUCCCAUUGCUGAAAGUCAGCAGAGGUGGUGCCAUCAUAUGUUGGUUCUAAGAUGCCUGACUCAAAGUACAAAACAGCUGCAGAUUUAGCCAAAUUAAAAGGGCCUGUCCAAGGCUCGGCUCUGACCUGUUUGCUAAUUAAUUUCUCCCUUUCCUCUGCCACCCCAUCUGAAACCUCAGCAUCUCACCAUCAUCCUUGAGUUUUACACAGUAAAGGGCUUUCCUCUAUCCCCUACCCGCCAAUGCCAGACAAAGUCACCAGUGUUAUGCCAGGGACCCCGUUAACCCUUUGAAGAUUUAACACACACAUGUGCACACAACCUUUUGGUUUGGGGGAUUUGGGUUGUUUAUUUUGGGGAGUUUUUUUUCCUUUUAAGAAAGUAUAUCUUAGUGGCAGUUGUUGUGGUGACAGAGCCAGUAGCAGUGACAAGAUGACAAUGGCCUUGGCAUGAAGACAGUUUCUCAGUAAAAUACUAAUAUUCCAUUCACAGAGCAUCUCUCCUUUGGCAGCUCCAAGUAAGACAUCUGAAUAUUGAAGGAUUCCAGUGUCUGAUUGUAAACAGCUGAGAGAACUGUUUGAUGCAGCAUGUUUUGCGACCAACUUUCUGUGCAUCAUAAAUAAAUCCUUAGCAAGCCCUCAAACCGCAUAGGGCAAACCUGUGACAAAUAUGGUAACUAACUGUGACUUGGUUUAUCUUUUUUGUCGUUUUUGUCUGAAGGUGACCAACAUAUACCCAUUCUUGCAAUAAAGUAUUAUUCUCAGAAUGUUAAGCACAUUAUUGUAGAAAACACAUAUAUACAUAUAUAAUAUAUAAAUACACACAACACAUACACAUCUAUUUCUGCUCGCAUCAUCCCCAGUCUCACUCGCAAAAUGUUGUUCAAUAGUUUUGAAAUCAUUUCCAAAUAUAUAUAUAGCCUCAACUAUAAGACAUUUUCAAUGUUGAUAGCUGAACUUAUGAAACAAAAACAUCUUGUAAAUCUUUGGAGUUUAAGAUGAAGAAAAAGAAACCCACCGUAGUAUAAUCUCAUGCUAUCACAGCCAUCAUUCCCAUGCUGUCUCUGAACUCCAUUAGUAUUUUAAAAAAAAACCCUCUUCCACCUUUUUUCUCUCGUGUUGAAUGUUAAGUGGAUUCCAUGUUGUUCUAAGCUCCAUGCUGAGUAUUUCAUGUGUGACUGUAAACAUUUGUAAGGAAGAUGUUUGGCAAGAAGUCCCUGAGCUGGUUUCUGCCCAGACAUCUCAUAUAUAGCACAAAAUUAGUGUUGUAGCCCUCUUAUGUGAACUGUGAAUAACUGUAACUUUUUGUAGUAUCUGCCCAGAAAGAAAAAAAAAGAUAUUGUAUUAUCAUAUAUGCUUUUUGCAAUAAGGAAUUUAUUCUCAGAAACACCAAGCAAAUUUAUCUCUAUAUAAAAAUAUAUAUGUAAUAUAUACAUAUUCAAAACUAUAUACAGAGCCUGUUAAAAGAGUACAGUAUUAUUUAGAAGGGAAAAAAGACCUGUUCUAUGGACCAAAUGUAAAAUAUUUAUAAAUGAAAAUGCAUUUUAACUGUCUAUAAAUGGUGUCAUAAUUAAAGCACGAUUGUUAUGUAAGUUUCCAAGAGUCUAGAGAGACAAAUAAAGGUACAUUAUAUGA